ACUGAAUUAUUAUAGACAUGUCUACUCCUAUUACAAAGGUGACACAACCAACUCCAAUCGAGGAACCUGAAGAAUAUAUCAGGGAUGCCCCAAAACCACAAGAAGAAAUGCAGUUGACAACUCCAACAAAGGAAGAAAAUACAUCAGAUUCUUCUGACUCAGACUCUACUUCGAACCAAACACUUAGUGAGGUCGGAAGUGGUUACGAAAGAGAUAAUAAUGAAUGCGCUGAAUUUUGCAUAGAAUUUGCAUCUUGUUUUGGAUUGUUUGAUUCUUGUUGUCCUUCCGACGGUGAAGGAUGUUUGACAUCUACUGCAACUUUCUGUGGUAACAUUUUAUUCUCAUGUUGUAAAUGUUAGACAGGAGAUAAAUUAUACACACAUACUAGAAAUUCUAAUUCUCGCUACGUUGUCUACUGUGAAUUUUACCUCAAUAAAGGUAUUGAUAUGUAUAUCCAUACUUAUCAUCAAUUUACAUAUUUGAAGUAUAAUAAAAAGUUCGGAAAAAGGCUGAAGCCUAGAACGAAAAAAAAAUACCGGAAAAAAUUAGACACAUUCACUCGCAUAUAUACACAAGAAUCCACGUCUAACCAACACAAAAGAUUACCUAUCG
Messenger RNA from [Candida] anglica, 612 nucleotides. Lineage: Eukaryota; Fungi; Ascomycota; Pichiomycetes; Serinales; Debaryomycetaceae. The record is from the annotation of a GenBank genome assembly.